CAUAACUCUCUCUCUCUCUCUCUCUCUCUCUCUCUCUCUCACAGUUUUAUCUCUCUAACGGCGAGGCAAUGGGUUUUCCGGUGGGCUACUCUGAGCUCCUUCUCCCAAAAAUCUUCCUUCAUUUACUCUCUUUCUUAGGUCUGAUCCGAAAACUAAUCUCCAUAAUUUUCUGGUUCAUUGGUCUACCCGAUUUCUUAGAACCCGACCCGGUUUCAUCUUCAUGGCCCGACCCACCACCAAACUACACCACCUUAAGCCACCAAGACUCUAACUUGUACUCAGCAGCGAUGCUAGCCGGAGAGAUCUUGCCCGUUGUUCGAUUCUCGGAUCUAAACCGACCCGAAUCCGAAUGUUGUGCAGUGUGUCUCUACGAUUUUGAAAACGACGAUGAGAUCCGACGGCUGACGAAUUGCAGGCAUAUAUUCCAUAGAAGAUGUUUGGACCGUUGGAUGAUGGAUUAUAAUCAGAUGACGUGUCCACUUUGUCGUACGCAGUUUAUAUCUGAUGAUCUUCAAAUGGCGUUUAAUCAAAAGCUUUGGUCUGAAUCUAGUGAAGUUUCUGAACUUCUUGUUGAAUCAGCUUAGGACAUAGUUUUUUUUUUCUUGAAAUGAUAAUACCUUUUAAUUUUUUUAAGUACUUUGUAAUCAGUAUUGGGUUUGGUGGUUGAUGGAUGUAAAUAUAAAAAAAAUAGGUAGUGUUACAGGGUUAGUGAAAAAAAAAAAAGACCAUUUUUUUUUGUAUUAUUCAUUCCGGAAAACAGGAAAUUAAACUUUGAGUUAUUAGAAAUUUGUAGACUCCUUUUUCUUGUUAUGGAAAUAAUAAACAUAAUCGUUAUUGUAGUAA
Molecule: messenger RNA, 843 nt
Organism: Eutrema salsugineum
Lineage: Eukaryota; Viridiplantae; Streptophyta; Magnoliopsida; Brassicales; Brassicaceae
Product: E3 ubiquitin-protein ligase RHA1B
Exons: 1
Coding region: 69-584 (171 amino acids)
Biological process (GO): protein ubiquitination
Molecular function (GO): ubiquitin protein ligase activity
Source: RefSeq, a predicted model, not a curated record